Messenger RNA from Larimichthys crocea (large yellow croaker), 3824 nucleotides. RefSeq names its product tetratricopeptide repeat domain 34 (gene ttc34). The record is from RefSeq and is a predicted model, not a curated record. The transcript has 8 exons. Gene Ontology annotation, molecular function: protein binding. The coding region runs from base 401 to 3712 and encodes 1103 amino acids. NCBI's taxonomy places the organism in Eukaryota, Metazoa, Chordata, Actinopteri, Sciaenidae.
GAAUAUGGUCCAUUUUUAGUUACCAUCUUUGUAGGGGAAAAGUAAUGAAGGCAUUCCUGGAGGUUGUUCUAAAUUUCACAACUUUUUCCUCGUGCAGUAGUUUCGAGUGAUUUUGAUCGCACAUUUGGUGUCAUCUGCUCUUAGUGAGUACAAAACACCACCUCUGUGCCCUGCUCUGCUUUGUUGUGGUCUUCCUAUGAGCACGAGCGUUAGUGGUUUCCAUUAGCAACCGGACCCGUGCUCAGAAAGAACAACAGCUCGCGCAGCCGGAGUGUCCCAGACAGACUACACACAGAGCCAGGAGGAGGUCAUCGUGAUGUGGAGAUAGUUGUGGUUGGUGACAUCGCUGUGAAGAGGUGAAGUGAGGCAAACAGAUAAAGGGGGUCCCGCUGCACUGAUCAUGACUGCUGUGGUUCGACCUGGAGACACUGUUUCUGAGCUAUGUGAGGAAGCAGACAAGUUCCUCGAGGCUGGAGAGCUCGGUAGGGCCACCUCUCUCUACAUGUCUGCCUUCAGGACUCACGCCGCCUCCACCGUGUCUCACAUGCGCAAAAUGAAAUCCAGCCUGGGUGCGGUGAUCUCUACCCUUGAAGGUUGGCUUGACGGUAACGAGGAGAACCAGCCUGCUGAGGGUCUUAACAAAGGUCUCGCAGCUGUGUUUCUAUCCACACUCUGCCCCAACAAUCUGUCAGCCACCAUUUUCAAAAUGGAGUCUCUCCUUCAGAGUGGCGGGCAUGGCUGCGAGGAGAUUUUUGCUCGCUGCACUGCUCUGCUUGAUGGGAAGCGAAACUCUCAUCUACAGGGUGCGACCAGUAUGGUGUUAGAGAUAACUCGUGCCCUGGCCUGCUUGUUGUCAGAGCCUCACAGCAUCAAGGGGCUGAAGCUUUACCUCAAAGCUUAUCAGAAUAACAAAUUGGACACCGUCACAUUGAUUAAGAACAGACAAGCUCAGCACUUGCCCAAAAUAGUGAGGGCUUUUACAGACCAGGUACUGCACAUACAUCCUUCUCUGAUGUUUGAGAGCGAGUAUCUAGUUACAACAAAGGAGGAUGAAAAGAUAGAUGGAGAGGCCUCUUCUAUACUUAUUGAGUUUUUGUUGGCUAUCUCACCUGCUGAUAGAGAAGUUCAGGAACUUCAAGCAGCAUAUUUGUUUUUGGCAGGCAGGUUUGGGGACAGUGCAGAGGUGUACUCUGCUCUCUUGCAUCAUGGUCAGAAAACAUCCGACAGUAGUACACACAAGUCACUCCAAGACACUUCUGAGAAGAGGGCUGGAUUCCUAACCGGUCGUGCAGCUGCCUGCUUGUCAGCAGGUGGGCGUGCUGCAGAAGCGUGCAGAGAUCUAGGGGAGGCAUUUGAGAUCCACCCGGCCACUGCUCGAAUUUAUUUCCAAAAGCUAUUCACAGAUCAUGGCACAGGGGUGGCUGCUCGCAAGCAUCUCCGUCAGCAGGCAGAAAGGGGCCUGUCUGCUUACAGAGAAAGGGUUCUCAUCCGCCCAGACCUGCGGUCCACUGAUGGAGUUGAGCUGCUGGACCCUGUGAUCACCCAGUUACGGACUCUGUGCCAUUUAGAGCCUGACGGGGGAGGCAGAGAGCUGCGGGUACGACUGGCUGACUGUCUUCUCCUCAGAGGAGAACACAAAGAGGCCCUCUCAAUCUGUAGCCAGCUAGCUGCUGCCCAAGGCCACCAGAGCUAUCAAAACACAGUGCAGGUUCUUCGUGGAUAUGCGCGACUUCUCUCUGAUGACCAUAAGGGGGCGUUGGAAGACUUCCAGGCUGUGAUUGAACACAAUGCCCCCCAUCCGUCCAGCUGUGUGCGGGCGCUGUGUGGCAGGGGCCUCCUCCGCAUGAUGGGCAGCUUAAACUACCUCACAGCUCUAGACUAUGUGACAGCAAGCAGACUGCAUCCUCAGGAAACAGCACUGACUGUUCGCUGCUUAGUGCCAUGGAACUACCGGGGGCUGCUGUUUACUGUUUUACUUGAGCAGGGACGAGUCAUGCUGGAGGGGACUGGAGAGCACGAAUCCAGGUCUAGUACCAGUGGAGACUCCCAGCAAGAGAAUCAGCUUCAUGCACCAACAAAAAGAGAAAACCACAGAUCAGGGACUCCUGCUGGUGUCCAGUCCCUGGCUGUGCUGUUGAUGGAGCUCCAGCCCAGUGCUGAUGGGUCUCAAAUCCUGGCAGCAGAUGCUUUGUACCAGCUUGGCCGAGUGGAGGAGGCUUACAGGUUACUACUUUCUGUUGGCCCCAUCAGUCCUCGGGCACCCAUACUGGCUCGCCUCGCCCUGCUGCAGCUGCACAGAGGCUUUCUUUAUGACACCAAUCAGCUGCUGAAAAAACUCAUUCAGUGCGGUGAUACAAGCUGCUUGCGCCCCCUGUUGGCGGUGGCACGACCAAAGGAUCGGGGACUGCUGCAGGCACACUGUCACUCUGCUGCGAAACGCAUCCUGGAGGCCACACGAGAGGAAAGAGCUGUCAGGGAGGCUGUGGCAUAUCUCUCCAUCGCUAUCAUGGCCUCUGGUGGUGAGGCAGCAGACUCUUUGCUGGAGAGAGGGAGGUGUUAUGUCCUGCUGGGCCAACGAAAGACAGCCAUCUUUGAUUUCAGUGCCAUCCUGAAGGAGCACCCAAAACAUGUUCAGGCACUCUGUGGACGAGGCUUCACCUAUCUCGUGCUGAACCAACAAAAGGAGUGCACUCAAGAUAUCCUGGCAGCACUUCAGAUAAGUACUGACAUAGUCAUCAAAGACAUCCUUUCACUCAAGGACAAAGCACGGAAGCUGGUCUGUGAUUGGCUGCAUCAGUUCUGUCGUGCCAAUCUGUCAGACAUCCUGAUCGUUAAUGCUGUCCCCUGCCACGAAGAGCACCUCAGAGAGGCUUUUAUAAUCGGUGGAGCUCUGAUGAGGACAGACUGCAGAGACCCAAGAUGGCAUCUCCUCUAUGUGGACAUACUGUUAGCCAAAGGUGAAGUUAAGGCAGCAGGUGCUCAUCUGUGUCAGGUGUUUGGCCAGGAGCCAAGAGAUGCAGUGGCCCAGGCCAGGGUGGGGGUGGUAGAGGCCUGGCAGCAGAACUACCGCAGCGCGGCACGCAGGCUCAGCAAACUGACUGAGAAAGACUCAUCCAGUCUAGACUUCCUGCUGGCUCUGAUCCCAUUCAAUCAGCGAAAACACAUGGCACAGGCAGCAGCACAGGAGGCCGGCAGUGUGGCAUCUGUUGGCCAGUGGGAUCAGGCAGUCACACUCCUGACUGUGGCUGUACAAGCAGUUGGCAAUCACAGACUCCAGUAUCUUCGCCAGCGGGCUGCCUGCCUCGCUCAGCUGGGCUUACACGAGCGAGCCAUAGCUGACCUGGACAAAGUUAUCCAGAGACACAGUGACUCCAGCUGCUCAGACGACCCCCAAAUAUGGGUGGAGGACUUGUGUCGGCGAGGCCGAAGCCUGGUGCUCUGUUCCAGAGAAGGAGCAGCUCUGGAGGACUUCACUCAGGCCUUGGAGCUCCACAAGAACCGGGCCAUUCAGUGUGUGGAGGCUGGUCUGGGGAGGCUACGUGUGGCUGAGUGCUUCCUGCGGGGGGCGUUGCAGCACUAUGGAGAGCAGCAGCUCGAUAAAGCCUGGACAUUGAUUGAAUGUGGCCUUGUUGUGGACAGUGAGAACACAGAGCUUCGUAGAUUGAGGGCAAGGGUCAAACGAGAAGUGGCCAGCCCCUGCAAUGUCAACUAGAAUCGCACAGGGAGCAGGAGCUCCAGCAGUGUCAGUGCCUAUACCUAAAGAUGUCGUAUUAUGGAGGUUCAAUCCAACUGAUGAGAUAUCUUUUAAAGGUUCUUUGAGGACA